This is a messenger RNA of Phasianus colchicus (ring-necked pheasant), 947 nucleotides long. NCBI's taxonomy places the organism in Eukaryota, Metazoa, Chordata, Aves, Galliformes, Phasianidae. The record is from RefSeq and is a predicted model, not a curated record.
GUUGGUGGUUGGUGGCAGGAAGCAGAGCACAGGAAUUGCCCAGACCCUCCCUGUCGCUGCACCCCAGCCAGGGGGUGUCCCUGGGGGACAAUGUCACCCUGCGGUGCCACCUGCCCCAGCCGGCUGCACGAGUUCAGCUCUACGAGGAAGGGAAUUCGGGACUUAAAAAGCAAGCACGCAUGGACAUGGUACAGGACAUGGCUGAGUUCCCCUUGGUUAGUGUAAAGAAAGAAGAUGCAGUGAGAUAUCAGUGCCAGUACUCGGUGCUGGAGCCACCAGAGACAUCGGAGAAGAGUGAACCCGUGGAGCUGGUGGUGACAGAUCCCAGCUAUCCCCCAGCCAACAUUUCCCUGAUCCCCAAGGAACAUGUGGAGACGGGGACCAAUGUCACCAUCCAGUGCAGCAACCAGAAAUAUAGGGGCACCAUCUUCCUGCACAAGGAUGGGCACUCAGCCCCUCUCCAGCAACAAAAACCCAAUGAUCAGGGCACAGCCACCUUCACCCUUUUUGCAGUGACCCCAGCUGACUCUGGCACCUAUAGGUGCUCCUACCGCGUUGGGGGCUUUUACCGUCUGUCCUCAUGCCUCGGUGAUAAUGUGACCCUGGAAGUGAUUGCCAGAUCUGCACAUCCAGGUGACAAUGGGGGUCCCAGCUUGAACCCGGUGGCAGCGGUGGCUGGGAGUUGUGCUGCUGUGAUUGUCAUCAUCCUCAUCCUCAUAGUCUCAUUCCUCCUUGCUGCCCAGAGAAGACGAAUACAGAGAGAUGAGAGCUCUGGUGCCACCAGAAGCCCCGAGGCCGUGCAGUUCCAGGUGUCCCCUGCUGACAGCCAGGCUCUGACCUACGCCGAGCUGCAAGUUCUGAUCCCCAGCACCCACCCCCCCGGCUCUUCUACCACCCCUGACUCCCCCAUUAUCUACGCCGAGGUGGGCCAUGGGGGACCCCGCUGA